Messenger RNA from Metarhizium acridum CQMa 102, 480 nucleotides. RefSeq lists its product as uncharacterized. Gene Ontology annotation, molecular function: fatty acid synthase activity. Lineage: Eukaryota; Fungi; Ascomycota; Sordariomycetes; Hypocreales; Clavicipitaceae. The record is from RefSeq and is a predicted model, not a curated record. Gene Ontology annotation, biological process: secondary metabolite biosynthetic process; fatty acid biosynthetic process.
AUGGGAGAGAAUGGCGCACGAUCUCUCGUAUUUCUGGCAAGAUCCGCCCAGAUAGAGCCCGGGACCGACGAGUCUGUGCAAGAGUUUCACUCACAAGGGCUCCUGGUGAACGGCAGAGUCAACAACAUGGCCAACGUCCAGAGAGCCCUCAACAACAAGGUCACGGCUGUCAGGCCCCUUGCCGGUGUUAUGAACCUGUCCAUGGAUCCGAGGGACACAAGGCUUGCAAACAUGACCUUUGAUGGUUGGCAAACGGCGGUCGAGCCCAUGGUCCGUGGUACAUGGAACCUGCACGAGGCCACAUCAAUGAAUAUAGAACUCGAGUUCUUCCUUCUCUUCUUCUGUUUCCCUGGCAUUGUGGGCCAGCAUGGUCAGGCCAACUACGCAGCAGCCAACGGGUUCCUGGAUGCAUUUGUACGGUUCCGCCAACACGAGGACUGGUCGCCUCUGUCAUUGACCUCGGCGUCAUGGGCGAAGUAG